Limulus polyphemus (Atlantic horseshoe crab) is the source of this 702-nucleotide messenger RNA. Its product is annotated as transmembrane and immunoglobulin domain-containing protein 1-like. Bases 1 to 702 code for a protein of 233 amino acids. Gene Ontology annotation, cellular component: axon; plasma membrane. Gene Ontology annotation, molecular function: cell-cell adhesion mediator activity. NCBI's taxonomy places the organism in Eukaryota, Metazoa, Arthropoda, Merostomata, Xiphosura, Limulidae. The record is from RefSeq and is a predicted model, not a curated record. The transcript is spliced from 3 exons. Gene Ontology annotation, biological process: dendrite self-avoidance; axon guidance; homophilic cell-cell adhesion.
AUGAGGAAGAAAAUGAACUUUUUUACUCUGUGUUUUGUCGAAGUGUUAUUUAUAUCAUUUAAUGACGGUAGAGAUUUCCCAGUUAUUUCGCCGUUUACGUUUCCGACAAACGUUAGACUUGGGGAACAAGUUCGUGUUUUUUGUACAGUUCGACGAGGAAUUCCUCCUUUCUCGUUUGCAUGGUUUAAGGAGGGGGAGAAGCUGAUUACUGGACAACAUAUUGAAGUUGAAAAUACGGACAAGUACACGAGCAAACUAGGGAUUCUUAACGUGUCCACUUUGGACAUUGGGAACUACACUUGUGAAAUAACGAACCAAGAUGGUAAAGACAGCGCCACGUCGCGGCUGAUUGUAGAAGACUCUCCUGAAAUUCAAGCUUUCAGCUUUCCAGAUAUACCACAUUUGGGAACCUUAGUUCACGUAACGUGUGCCAUUACCUCUGGAAGUCAGCCGGUUAGUUUUACCUGGUACAAGGAUAACAAGACACUAGAAACCUCACAGAAACUUGACGUUUCCAAACACCAGAGAUUUAGUGUUUUGGAGAUUGGGAAGCUGGAGGCCUCGGAUAAUGGGAACUAUACGUGUAUAGCUCGCAACUUGGUAGGUCAAGAUAGCUUCUCGGCUUCAUUAAGUGUCCGAGGUAAGGAAAUUGUAUGUAAAACAGAGACAUCUUCAGAUCUCACGUGCAUAUUAACACCUUAA